This is a messenger RNA of Cucurbita pepo subsp. pepo (vegetable marrow), 1264 nucleotides long. The record is from RefSeq and is a predicted model, not a curated record. NCBI's taxonomy places the organism in Eukaryota, Viridiplantae, Streptophyta, Magnoliopsida, Cucurbitales, Cucurbitaceae.
GGAAGAGAUUUCCACAUCUUUAUAAGGAAUGCUUCGUUCCCCUCUUUAACUGACGUGGGAUCUCACACCAAUCUAAAUUUCUCUCUGACUGUGGGCAAUGAUCGCUUUGUUGAUCCUCAGCACCCGGUUUGGCUGCAGUUUUGGUAAGUCGUUCGACCUCAUUGUCGUAAGCUGUCAAAAGUAGAACUUUCUUCUUCUUCUGGAUAUUAAUUACUUCAUUAACUUCAUAAACCAGUAGAUUAAAAAGACCAAGUGAAAUGAAAGGAGAUUAAUAUAUAAAUUACUUCUCGUAUAUCAAAAAAUUCACAACUGUAAAAACGGUUAUCUUGAAGAGACACGACCGCCCUUUCACCCCUUUGGAACUGUCUCAGUUAUGAAAAUUUCCAAUAAAGAGAAACACACAGCCCUUCUAUGAACACUCUUCAAGCGUAUGGAUUAUCAGCAGAAACUUGCCAAUUUCUCUUCUUCACCGUCGGCACCACCCCUACCGCCACCACCACCCUCUGUUUCUGCCAAUUUCAGCCACCCCCACAUGGCGGCGCCAGUCGAUUACCCCCGAAAUCCCUGCGAACCCCAGCCUCACUCCACAGUUGCUUGGUCCAGCGGUCUCUGCGACUGCUGCAACGACAUUAGUAUCUGCUGUUUGACUUGCUGGUGUCCCUGCAUUACGUUCGGCCACAUAGCAGAGAUAGUAGACAGAGGAUCAAUAUCGUGUGGCGUUAGCGGCGCAAUUUACUUGUCGAUACUAUGCCUAACGGGGUGCUCGUGCUUGUACUCUUGCCUUUACCGCUCGAAAAUGAGGGGACAGUUCUCGUUGGAAGAGAGCCCUUGCUGUGAUUGCUGCGUCCAUUGCUUGUGUGAGCAAUGUGCGCUAUGCCAACAGUAUAGGGAGCUUCAACACCAAGGCUUCGACAUGUCAUUUGGUUCUUUCUCUGUCACUUCACUUAAAUGGUUAAUUUGGUGUGUUGAAAUAGUGAUGGGUUUUACGUGCAUGGGCGUAGGAUGGCAUGGGAAUGUGGAGAGGCAGAGAAGGAUUGCUGCUCGUGCUGCUGCGACGCCGCCGCCGCCGCCGCCGCCGCCCAGUGUGCAAGGAAUGAUUCGUUAACGCCAUGCGGUGAUGCUCUUUCUUUCUUGUUCUUCUGCCUUUUUAACAUCUAUAUAGAUUGAGUUUCUUAUUCACCCGGUCAAUAAAGUAUGAAUAUUCGACUAAUCUACUUGUGUUGGAACCCGACUUUCGAGAUUAUGAUUGAGUUUUUAUUUGUAA